This is a messenger RNA of Mus pahari (shrew mouse), 1618 nucleotides long. It is a transcript of the gene Amdhd2, whose product is annotated as amidohydrolase domain containing 2. Bases 82 to 1311 code for a protein of 409 amino acids. Gene Ontology annotation, molecular function: N-acetylglucosamine-6-phosphate deacetylase activity. The transcript is spliced from 11 exons. Gene Ontology annotation, biological process: N-acetylglucosamine catabolic process. The record is from RefSeq and is a predicted model, not a curated record. Lineage: Eukaryota; Metazoa; Chordata; Mammalia; Rodentia; Muridae.
ACCUGGCCCAGCUUCCGAUUACCGCUGCUCCGGCCACUGCCGGCUUGCGCCCAAAGCUUGCUGGGUUCAGCGCGACUCACGAUGCGUAGCGGGCAGUGCGCAGCGGGGGCCCCGGUGCUUCAGUUCACCAACUGCCGCAUCCUGCGUGGCGGCACGCUCCUCAGGGAGGAUCUGUGGGUGCGCGGGGGCCGAAUCCUGGACCCAGAAAAGCUGUUUUUUGAGGAGAGGCGUAUGGCUGAUGAGCAGCGGGACUGCGGAGGCCGCAUCCUGGCGCCUGGCUUUAUCGAUGUGCAGAUCAACGGUGGAUUUGGUGUUGACUUCUCCAAGGCCACGGAGGACGUGGGUUCGGGGGUCGCCCUAGUGGCCCGGAGGCUCCUGUCCCACGGUGUCACCUCCUUCUGUCCCACCCUGGUCACCUCCCCACCAGAGGUUUAUCACAAGGUCCUUCCGCAGAUCCCUGUGAAGAGUGGAGGUCCCCAUGGCGCAGGGGUCCUCGGGGUGCACUUGGAGGGCCCAUUCAUCAGCCGGGAAAAGCGGGGUGCACACCCUGAGGCCUAUCUCCGCUCCUUUGAAGCCAAUGCUUUUCAUGAUGUAUUGGCCACAUAUGGGCCCCUGGACAACGUCUGCAUUGUGACACUUGCCCCUGAACUAGACCGGAGCCAUGAGGUGAUCCAGGCACUGACAGCCCAAGGCAUCCGAGUGUCUCUAGGGCACUCGGUGGCUGACCUGCGGGCUGCAGAAGUGGCAGUGCAGAGUGGGGCCACCUUUAUUACUCACCUCUUCAAUGCCAUGUUGCCUUUCCACCACCGUGACCCAGGCAUAGUAGGACUCCUGACCAGUGACCAGCUGCCCCCAGGCCACUGCAUCUUCUAUGGGAUGAUUGCCGAUGGCAUACAUACCAACCCUGCAGCUCUGCGCAUUGCUCACCGGGCCCAUCCCCAGGGGCUGGUGCUGGUCACUGAUGCUGUCCCUGCCCUGGGCUUGGGCAAUGGCCGCCAUACGCUGGGACAGCAGGAGGUGGAGGUAGAUGGGCUAAUAGCAUACAUCGCAGGCACCAAGACACUGGGUGGCAGCAUAGCCCCCAUGGAUGUGUGCGUCCGGCAUUUCCUGCAGGCUACAGGCUGUAGUGUGGAGUCCGCUCUGGAAGCUGCAUCCCUCCACCCUGCCCAGAUGCUGGGGCUGGAGAAGACCAAGGGGAGCCUGGACUUUGGUGCUGAUGCAGACUUUGUGGUGCUCGACGACACUCUCCAUGUCCAUGCCACUUACAUCUCUGGUGAACUGGUGUGGCAGGCAGAGGAAGCUGGGCCGUGACUGAGGGUCUUGGCUGGAAAGGACACUUGGAGAGGCCAGGCAGUCCACGGAGCUGGUCUCCAGGGAGCAAGCUGAGAGCCCUGCCCUAUGUCUAAAACAGAACCUCAGUCAUCACUCCUGGAGUGGAGGCAGUGGCUUGGAUAAAUACAGACAGCGGGACUUGCCUCGUCUGCGUCAUGCUUUGAGCUAUGCUUGUGUUCAGCAGGCUGCUGGUGUCUCUGCUGUUGCCCUGAGACCUGGGACCUGGAAGAGCUGGAUGCUAUGUGGGAGCUUCUCUGUAGGUCAGAUCUGUUUUGAGGCCUAUAGA